AGAGAGAGAGUCUGUCUCUGAUCCCUGAGCCCGGCUAUCAGGGCUGAGCCGGGCCGGAGGGAACCGGUUACCUGAACACAACAUUACGUCCCGUUGCUGAUUGGUGAUUGGCCGGUGGCCCUGUGACGCAGUGGUGAACAACAGGUUCAUGAGUACAGCAAACAGGACAAUUUUCCCCUCCCGCCUCCUCCUCCUCCCCCUCCUCCUCUUGUGGGACAUCCCAGGGUAUAAAAAGAACAAACCGUCCCUCCGCAGCAGACACAGCGGACCGAGAAGGAGACGCAGUCCUCAAACCCUCCUGAGGCCGAGCCACAGCCUCCUGCUGCCACCAACCACUGACGGUAACCUGGUCUGUUCUCCUGGCCACUCGCCUCCCUCUCCACCUCCUCGGGUCACUAUCGUCCCUCCAGAAUCCUCCGGACUCCUCUUGCCUCUCCGGACCCCCUCCCCCCCCCCCCCCUCUCCCCCCUACCCGCCAGCCGCCAUGCCUCCCCAGCUCCCGUCCCAGAACCGGAAGGGCCCCCGGGUCCUGCAGGGCGACCCCGGCGCCCUCAGCGCGGCCGUCAAGGAGUUCGUGGACGCCAACGUGAGCCUCUGCCAGCCCGACUUCCUCCACAUCUGCGACGGCUCCGCCGAAGAGAACGAGGCCAUCCUGACGCAGCUGGAGGAGCAAGGGACGAUCAAGAAGCUCCUCAAAUACGAGAACUGCUGGUUGGCCCGGACCGACCCGAGGGACGUGGCCCGCGUGGAGAGCAAGACCGUGAUCGUGACCCGGGACCAGAGGGACACGGUGCCCACGCCGCUGGAGGGCGGAGUCAGCCAGCUGGGCCGCUGGAUGUCCCCGGAAGAGUUCGACAAAUCGAUGACUCAGCGGUUCCCCGGCUGCAUGAAAGGUCGCACCAUGUAUGUGAUUCCCUUCAGCAUGGGCCCGGUCGGUUCCCCCCUCUCGAAGAUCGGAGUGGAGCUGACGGACUCCCCCUACGUGGUGGCCAGCAUGAGGGUCAUGACCCGCAUGGGGAACGCCGUGCUGUCCGCGUUGGGGACGGGCGAGUUCGUCCGCUGCCUGCACUCCGUCGGCUGUCCACUGCCGCUUAAAAACUGGAUUUGUCUCCCAGAGCCCUUGGUGAACAACUGGCCGUGUAACCCCGAGCAGACGUUGAUCGCCCACAUCCCGGACAGCAGGCAGAUCGUCUCGUUCGGCAGCGGCUACGGAGGAAACUCCCUGCUGGGCAAGAAGUGCUUCGCUCUUCGCAUCGCUUCGUGUAUCGCCAAGGAGGAGGGCUGGCUGGCGGAGCACAUGCUGAUCCUGGGCGUCACCAACCCGGCCGGGGAGAAGAAGUACAUGGCGGCGGCGUUCCCCAGCGCCUGCGGGAAGACCAACCUGGCCAUGCUCAGCCCCACGCUGCCCGGCUGGAAGGUCGAGUGCGUGGGAGACGACAUCGCAUGGAUGAAGUUCGACGACCAAGGCAACCUGCGCGCAAUCAACCCGGAGAAUGGCUUUUUCGGAGUCGCGCCCGGCACCUCCGCCAAGACCAACCCCAACGCCAUGGAGACCAUCGUCAAGAACACCAUCUUCACCAAUGUUGGAGAGACCAGCGACGGCGGCGUGUACUGGGAGGGCAUGGACCAGUCCUUGCCCGACGGGGUCACCAUCACGUCCUGGACGAACGAGCCCUGGAGCUCAGAGGACGGCAAACCCUGCGCUCAUCCUAACUCUCGUUUCUGCACUCCGGCUGGGCAGUGUCCCAUCAUCGACCCCCUGUGGGAAUCCCCGGAGGGAGUCACCAUCGAGGCCAUCAUCUUCGGAGGGCGCCGGCCAGAAGGCGUGCCGCUGGUUUACGAGGCGUUCAACUGGCAGCACGGAGUGUUUGUCGGAGCGGCCAUGAGGUCAGAGGCCACCGCCGCCGCCGAAUACAAAGGCAAGAUGAUCAUGCACGACCCCUUCGCCAUGCGCCCCUUCUUCGGCUACAACUUUGGCCACUACCUCUCCCACUGGCUGAGCAUGGCCGACCGCCCCGGCGCCAAGCUACCCAAGAUCUUCCACGUCAACUGGUUUCGCAAGAGCCCCGCCGCCGGAUUCCUCUGGCCCGGCUUCGGCGACAACAUCCGGGUGCUGGACUGGAUGUUCCGGCGGGUGAGCGGCGAGGCCGCCGCCGUGCCCUCCGCCGUGGGCUACCUGCCCUGCUACGAAUCCCUGAACCUCCAGGGCCUGCAGGGGGACGUGGACCUGGACGAGCUGUUCUCCCUGGAUAAGGGGUUCUGGCAGAGGGAGGUGGAGGCGGUGAGGAAGUACUUUGCCACGCAGGUGAAUGACGAUCUGCCCAAAGAGGUGGCCGAGGAGCUGGACUUCCUGCAGCAGAGAGUGAAGCUCAUGUAAAACCUGAAUCUGAAAGGAGCUUAUUGGUAAAUCUAGAACAUUUUGGUGAUUGUAAAACAUGAUUUAAAAAAGAAAUUCUACUUUUUUAAUUGGCUGGAAAUCGCCCCGUUCUUGUCAGAUUAUUAAUCUGAGAAUAUUUCUGUGAGAAAUUGUGCUCGGGAUGUUUCCGAUGAAUAUAAAUAUGUUAAAGAGUUCACGAACAUUCUCAAUGAAUACGAGCCUCGUGGCAUGAAGUCCAGAGGAGAUGUUUCCUUUCCAUCCGUUCACACGCUGUCGUACCAGUGUUAUGUUUUCAACUGCUCCAAAGUAUCGUCCUACUGAAUGUCUGAAUUCUACUAUUUAAUAGUAACUUAUUAUAAACGCACAUCACACUGUCACUGCUACGUUGUUUGAGCCCCCUGAACACGGGGGACAUGUUCCUGUCUUUAUUUGUUGUCUUAAUUUAUUUUUAUACGCUGUCUGAAUCUCUUGGUUCUUGUUUUGAUGGGAGAGAACAAUAAAAGGUAUUUUCAUGGA
Pseudoliparis swirei is the source of this 2893-nucleotide messenger RNA. It is a transcript of the gene pck1, whose product is annotated as phosphoenolpyruvate carboxykinase 1 (soluble). The transcript has 10 exons. NCBI's taxonomy places the organism in Eukaryota, Metazoa, Chordata, Actinopteri, Perciformes, Liparidae. The record is from RefSeq and is a predicted model, not a curated record. The coding region runs from base 149 to 2377 and encodes 742 amino acids. Gene Ontology annotation, biological process: cellular response to dexamethasone stimulus; hepatocyte differentiation; cellular response to glucose stimulus. Gene Ontology annotation, molecular function: manganese ion binding; phosphoenolpyruvate carboxykinase (GTP) activity; GTP binding. Gene Ontology annotation, cellular component: cytosol; mitochondrion.